AAACAUUGCAUAUUUUAUUAUAUAUUGAUGUCAAAUCAGAUUUGGAUUAGUUGAUCUAUAGAUUAUCAGCAUAGCAUAAAUGAGCUUGGGCCAGGGCCAGAAUUUUACCCUUUAACCACGACCCUUGGAAGAAUGCAUUACUCCUUGUUUGGAAACUGAGCUCGGAAUUCGGAAACGUUUAUAUAGCCUGAAAAUCCUCAAUUAAGACUUCACCGUGAAGCUUAAACAAAAUUUACAAAAACAACCACUUUUUUUUAUUGUAAAAGAAUAGUUUUUUGUAAAAGGAAAAAAUGAGGAUUAGACUUGAAGAUCAAGGUAUUGCGACUGGUUCAAGCACUAGCAAUGAUUCUUCUGAAGAGAGUGAGAAUAUUAAAGAGAAAUUUUUUGAAAAAUAUGUUCCUCAACAUGUUUUAACUAAGACGGAAGAAAUUUACAAUCAACUUAAUGAUAUUAGCCAAAAAGCGGUCGUCUGUUUAAGAGAAAUUUAUGAAUUUACCAAAAAAAUUCCAAAGCCUACACUCUUUUUAUUAACUUUUUUAUUAACUUUAAUUGGAUUGCCAUUAUUUUAUAUUACUUCAACUAUUUUAAGCAUAUUUUAUUUACCAGCUACAGAUCUAAUCUGUAAAGUUACUCCUUAUUCCGAUUCAGCUUUUUCAUUUUGUGAAUUUUCAAUUCCCAAUUUUACUGGUUUGGUUAAAGCUCAAGUUGAAGCACAAGAGCGACUAUUAGAACAAGCGGCAGAACUUGACUCAGAAGGUUCAUUGGCUCAUGAUAUUAAGAAAGCUGAAUUAGCUACAAAAGAUUUAAUGCAAGUUGUUAAACAUUCUAAAUUACAAUACAAAUCAAUUUUAACUGAAAAAUUGAAAGAGUUCACCGAAGCAAGUUUUGAAACAAAUAGCGUUCUUCAAACCUUACAAGUUAGAGCUCAAACUUCUUUGGACAAUACAUUAACAUAUAUUGCUUUUACUUUUCAAGCUAUGGAAGAAUUAAAUGGAAAAGUUGUCAACCCAAGAAAAAAAAGAGAUUUGACUAAACUUCAUGAUAGUCUUAUGGAAUUGGCCGAUGGGGAUCUUCGAAAACUGAUUGUUGCCACAGAUCAUGCAUUAAAAGCGCUUAAGAAACUUGAUGACAAGCAAAGUUCUAUUCAUGAGAUAACGUCUCUAGAAGAAUCUUUACAAAAAAUUGGUCUGAAAGAAUUACUUUCCGAACUUUGGACACGUCUUGGUGGGAACAGUGUGGAAAGAAACAUCUUUGAAGAUAAUCUAAAAUUACUUAAAACACUUGAGAGUCAAAGAGGAAUUGCUGUUGAAAGAAUUUCUUCGAUUAUGCAAAAUCUCGAAAAAUUUCAAAAGCAAUUGAGUAUUUUACGUGAUGAAACUGUAACACGUCUUUUGGUCAAUAUUCCCGUAGAAGUUCAAUUAACUAAUAUUAAGAAAGCUUUAAUGAGGCUGCAAAAUAAUGAAGUUGUUGUUGGUGUAAGAAAACCCAAUAAGACUGAAAACAAGACUGAAAACAAGACUGAAAACAAUAGUGAGAACAAUACUGAAAACAAUACCUAGAACGAACCAUUAUGUAGAGAACCGAUUUAGUAAAUGAACAUUAAUAAUUAUAUAUAGUAAAGCAUUUUUUUUUAUCUUAACAUUUGUAUCUCCAUUUCUUUUUUUGUCUAUAUUUUUUAUUUCGCACUAACAAUACUAAAUAUAAAUAAACAUGCCGAUCGUUCCGAAUAUGCUAAAUUUUGUCGCACAAAUCUUUAACAAUUAAAAAUUGAACAAUAA
This is a messenger RNA of Rhizophagus irregularis DAOM 181602=DAOM 197198, 1778 nucleotides long. RefSeq lists its product as uncharacterized. NCBI's taxonomy places the organism in Eukaryota, Fungi, Glomeromycota, Glomeromycetes, Glomerales, Glomeraceae. The record is from RefSeq and is a predicted model, not a curated record.